AUGUACAACAACCCAUCCAUUAACAACAACGUCCACCACAUUAAUCACUCAAACAAUAACAGUCAUGCAAUAUCAAGUCCUCCACCCCAGCCCCAGCGUCCGUCACAGCAACCACAGGCCCAAAAAGAACCAAUUACGAUUGUCGGAAUCCCCUCAGUUCAAAUCGAGAACGGUCGUCUCGUCGUCGGUUCUUCCCAGAGCAGCUCAAGACGAUCAUACACACCUCUCAAAGUUCUCGGAGAUGGAUCCUUUGGUACUGUCUGGCUCUGCGAUUGGCAUGGGACCCUACCCCCCAAUACACCGCUUUCACCGAUGCAAUGUGGAGCUAGCGCGCGGCCAGAGUGGGCUGGGAAGAGGCUCGUAGCAGUGAAGAGAAUGAAGAAGAAGUGGGAAGGUGGCUGGGAUGAGUGUCAAAAGCUCAAGGAACUCGAGUCGCUUCGUGCAAUACCCUUUCACCUCAAUAUAAUACCUCUCUACGACUUUUUUCUAAUGCCGACCACCAAGGAACUCUAUUUUGUCUUUGAAUCCAUGGAAGGAAAUCUCUAUCAUCUCAUCAAGGCGCGAAAAGGUCGUCCAUUCACAGGAGGUUUAAUUGCCUCCAUAUUCUAUCAGAUAGUGUCUGGACUGUACCACAUUCAUUCUCAUGGUUAUUUUCACCGUGAUAUGAAGCCAGAAAACGUUCUAGUCACUACUACCGGACUUUUUGACUACACCUCAAUUUCUCCUAUUGCUCCGACCAAUGCACCUCUAGAGAAGGAUGUCGUAGCAACCAUCAAGCUCGCCGAUUUUGGCUUGGCUCGAGAGACCAAAAGCAAACCUCCAUAUACUCAAUACGUAUCCACGAGAUGGUAUCGCGCUCCCGAAGUCCUACUCUACAGUCCUCAUUACUCCAAUCCCGUUGACAUGUGGGCUCUUGGUACAAUAAUGGCAGAAGUAGUCAAUUUGCGGCCUCUCUUCCCUGGCUCCGACCAGCUAGACCAAGUCGCUCGUAUCUGUGAAAUACUCGGAAACCCUAGUAAUGAAUACGGUCUAGAUAGGUCAAAGGCUCCGAUUGGUGGUGGCCCUUGGCCGAGAGGAAUUGAAAUGGCAAAACUACAAGGUUUUGAGUUUCGGAGGAUGCCACCUCGAGAUAUUCACGAACUCUUCGAUCGAUCGGUACCGUUGUCACUAGUCCAUUGUAUACGUGACCUGCUCAAAUAUGAUCCCGAUGCACGGUUGACUAGCCAGCAGUGUUUACGCCACCAAUACUUGGUCGAGUCUUUACCUCGCAACAAUAUUCCCUUACCCUCUGGGGUUCGCAUAUCUGCUUCUCUUUCCCAUAUGAACGGAAAUGGCACUUUACCCUCUCCUCACCCCAUCCCACCCUCUCAUUCCUAUCCUGCUACCGGCUCGCAUUCCUUCCAGUCACAAAUUCCGAACAACUCAUCAACCCGCAUCCCAUUCUACCCACAAGAACACUCCCCUCAUUCUCCUUCUGCCCCUUAUUCCCAGCACGAACCUGUUGUCAAUCAACCCUGGGCCAAUGGGCAAACACCCAACGGUGACUAUCCUAUGGCCAGUGAAGAGGAGCAUAACACUAUGGAUGUCUAUCCUAAUCGGUCACAACAGAUUGAUCCUGAUUCUUCUCUUGUUGAUCCGUCAGAGCCUGGACAUUCUCCAAGUCCGAGGAAACCUCCUAGGUCCCGUUUCAGGAAGCACUUCACAAUCGGCGGCAUGUUUGGUGGAGACAAAUCUCAUCGCCCCGAAUUACCUCCGUUACAUGAAGUACCCGCUGCAUCAACAUCUACUCAUUCGUUGAAGCGCACCCAAUCUGCAGGGUCGGACACACGUUCUCUGAAAGGGGAAGCAACAUCUCCUGUGCGGUCGGAAGAAGCUAAACGGAACAAGAAAGAAGCAGAGCGUUUACAACGCGAGGCUGAGAAGCAACGGCGCGCUCUAGUAGAGAAGACGCAGCGUGAACAGGCUCGUGCUGUCAUGAAAAAGCGCAACGUGAUCAUGCAGCAGAACACGAAGGAUAUCCUUGAAUGGGAGCCUCGGCUAGAGUUUGCUGACACGACUUCGAAUAACAAAGGGAAGCUGGUUGGAACUGGUCCAGUACGACGAGACCGAAGUCAUCCUGACUCUGCGGUCGGAGGGUCGACGGUAAAUGCAGCGUCAGGACGAUUUGCGCCUCACGGAAGUGAAUCUCCCGGCGGAUCAACCGAUUGGAGGAGCGGUGAACGAAUGGCUAAAGUCAGAAGGAUGGAAUUCGAUGAUGACCAUUCCGUAUCGUCCUCGGACGUGCACAGUACCGGUCGAAUGUCCUCCCUGUCGUUCGCAACCAUCGAUAGUGACCCGGGACCUUCGCGAAUAAGGAAUAGACCCAGUCUGUUUGGUUUGAAUAGGAUGACCUCAACGUCUUCAUUGCGAACGUCUUUCGAUGAUUUUGCUCCUUCAGCACGGUCGUCGAAUUCGUUCUCCCUCGAUGGCCAGCUUGCGCAUGAUUUCCGUACACAGGCCUCUGUGAAUACGGUAGCAUCCCCGACGUUACCAGGAAGUGUUUCACCCCCUCCUAUGCAAACCCUCUCCUUGUCACCUCCAAUAUCACCGCUUCCCCAGUGGAUGCAAGUACCGCCUCAUUCAGAAACACUUUCUUCACGGCGUGGGCAAGUCCCGCCUGCCAUAAGUGUUCCGCAGCUUUCCGUUUCCUCUACUCGCAGCGCAUCGUAUAGUCCAUACGAGCUUCCAAAGGAGGCUAACCUCAAUGGUCGACCGACGACUCAUGGUCAUUUCAACGCUAAUAAACCCGAUAUCAAUCCGAUCUUCAAAGUGGUGAGUUAUAACUGGGAUGCUGAGGGAGGACUCGAACCUGAUUCUGGUAAAUUCUCUCAGCCACCACUACCCACCCCCAUAUCUGCGGGGACCGAUGAGUCCUUUCCCACCACAUCAUUACCGCCAUUCUCACAGCUAGAAGCCGUCGCUGGAGGCGGUUGUGAUUAUCCGCCGCUGUCCCCGAUGUCUUUUACAGCACCUUCGGAAGCUUCGUCCCCAUAG
Messenger RNA from Marasmius oreades (fairy-ring Marasmius), 3033 nucleotides. RefSeq lists its product as uncharacterized. Gene Ontology annotation, cellular component: nucleus; cytoplasm. NCBI's taxonomy places the organism in Eukaryota, Fungi, Basidiomycota, Agaricomycetes, Agaricales, Marasmiaceae. The coding region runs from base 1 to 3033 and encodes 1010 amino acids. Gene Ontology annotation, molecular function: protein serine/threonine kinase activity; ATP binding. Gene Ontology annotation, biological process: protein phosphorylation; intracellular signal transduction. The transcript is spliced from 4 exons. The record is from RefSeq and is a predicted model, not a curated record.